Molecule: messenger RNA, 1501 nt
Organism: Elephantulus edwardii (Cape elephant shrew)
Lineage: Eukaryota; Metazoa; Chordata; Mammalia; Macroscelidea; Macroscelididae
Gene: TAPT1
Product: transmembrane anterior posterior transformation 1
Exons: 13
Coding region: 101-1501 (466 amino acids)
Biological process (GO): positive regulation of cilium assembly; maintenance of protein localization in endoplasmic reticulum
Cellular component (GO): ciliary basal body; endoplasmic reticulum membrane
Source: RefSeq, a predicted model, not a curated record
UUCCUUGCUGAGGUUCCUCAGUGCUGAACUCACAAGAGGAUACUUCCUUGAACACAAUGAGGCCAAGUACACAGAACGAAGAGAAAGAGUGUACACAUGCAUGCGAAUACCAAGAGAGCUGGAAAAGCUAAUGGUUUUUGGAAUCUUUCUGUGCCUGGAUGCCUUUCUCUAUGUGUUCACCCUGCUUCCUUUAAGAGUCUUCCUGGCGUUGUUCCGGCUCUUCACUUUGCCUUGUUAUGGCUUAAGGGACAGGCGUUUGCUUCAGCCGGCCCAAGUGUGUGACAUUUUGAAGGGCGUCAUUUUAGUCAUCUGCUAUUUCAUGAUGCACUACGUGGACUACUCCAUGAUGUACCACCUGAUCCGAGGGCAGUCUGUCAUCAAACUCUACAUCAUCUACAACAUGCUGGAGGUAGCUGAUCGUCUGUUUUCAUCAUUCGGGCAAGAUAUACUGGAUGCGCUCUACUGGACAGCCACGGAGCCGAAAGAGAGGAAAAGGGCCCACAUCGGCGUGAUUCCACACUUCUUCAUGGCCGUGCUCUAUGUCUUUCUGCAUGCAAUUCUUAUAAUGGUUCAAGCAACAACCCUCAACGUAGCUUUUAACUCUCACAACAAGUCACUGCUUACUAUCAUGAUGUCUAAUAACUUUGUUGAAAUUAAAGGAAGCGUUUUCAAGAAGUUUGAGAAGAACAACCUCUUUCAGAUGUCAAACAGCGACAUUAAAGAACGAUUCACAAAUUACGUACUUUUGUUAAUAGUGUGUCUAAGAAAUAUGGAACAAUUUUCUUGGAAUCCAGAUCAUCUCUGGGUAUUAUUUCCAGAUGUCUGUAUGGUGAUUGCAUCAGAAAUUGCCGUGGACAUUGUAAAACAUGCCUUCAUCACCAAGUUCAACGACAUUACUGCGGAUGUCUACAGUGAAUACAGAGCCAGCCUUGCCUUUGACCUUGUAAGCAGCCGGCAGAAAAACGCCUAUACGGACUACAGUGACUCUGUGGCUCGGAGGAUGGGCUUUAUUCCACUUCCACUGGCUGUUUUACUCAUCAGAGUUGUAACAAGCUCGAUUAAAGUGCAGGGGAUCCUGUCUUACGCCUGCGUCAUCCUCUUCUAUUUUGGGCUGAUAUCUCUCAAAGUGCUCAACAGCAUCGUGCUCCUGGGGAAGUCCUGCCAGUACGUGAAGGAGGCCAAGAUGGAGGAGAAGCUGUUCAGCCCGCCCCCCGCCAGCACUCCAGGGAGACCUCCCAGCAAGUCCCAGAACAAGAGCAGAGCCCCGCAAGGCCUGGCCUCGGAAGAGACGCUGUCCGCGUCCGUCACCAGCCAGCCCACCCGCCCCAAGGAGAACUCCUUCCCACUUCUCGUGACCAGCAGCUCCGACCAGUUCCUGACCACGCCCGACGGCGAGGAGAAGGACCUGACGCAGGAGAACUCGGAACUGAAGCACAGAUCCUCAAAGAAAGAUCUGCUAGAGAUAGACAGGUUUACAAUUUGUGGAAACCGGAUUGACUAA